This is a messenger RNA of Ilex paraguariensis (yerba mate), 267 nucleotides long. NCBI's taxonomy places the organism in Eukaryota, Viridiplantae, Streptophyta, Magnoliopsida, Aquifoliales, Aquifoliaceae. The record is from the annotation of a GenBank genome assembly.
AUGGUCUCAGCUUCGACCGUAUCAAUCGGGCAGUUGUUUUCUCAGAACUCUGUUGACGAGAUAGUGACUAACGAUCAGUUUAAUUUGCAAGCAAUGGCUUGCAGCCGGAAGAUUCCCAACCGAAAACAUCCAACUCCCACAAUUCUUCUGCCGAAGGGUAUUAGUUAUGGAGCCAAUCCACAGGAAAUGCCAUUUCUCACGAAGUUUGUUUGUAAGACCCCUUUUUUCUUCUUGCAGUUGCUAGGCACUGUUGACUGUUGUCAAUAG